Sesamum indicum (sesame) is the source of this 1441-nucleotide messenger RNA. Its product is annotated as nicotinate N-methyltransferase 1. Lineage: Eukaryota; Viridiplantae; Streptophyta; Magnoliopsida; Lamiales; Pedaliaceae. The record is from RefSeq and is a predicted model, not a curated record. Gene Ontology annotation, molecular function: O-methyltransferase activity; protein dimerization activity.
UAAUAUCAGACACCCAUUUUUCCGUCAGUUAUUGGCUCCAGCAGUGUACACGACACGGACAUAAACCUAACAAACAAACAGAUCUAAUCUCCAAAAAUCUGACAGCACCGAAUGGUCCACUUCUCCUUCUCCUUCUCCUGUCUACAUAUAUCCAAUCAAUCCUCACCAGAUAACAGAUCUUGAGUAGCAGAGGAAAAUAUUGUGGGAGCAGUGGAGAUGGAGAACAGCCAAACUAACAGCCCGACAACAGCCAUAAUGGAGCUCGCCAACAUGAUAAGUGUGCCGAUGGCUCUCAACGCCGUCGUCCGCCUCAACGUGGCGGACGCGAUUUGGCAGGGUGGAUCCAACAACCCCCUCUCCGCGGCCGAGAUCCUAUCUGCUGCCGCGGUUGGCCCUGGUGGCGAUGCCGAGAACCUCCAGCGCAUACUCCGCUUGCUUACCAGCUUUGGAGUGUUUGAGGAACACCUCAACGCAGAUGCCACAAAAAGAAGAUAUUCAUUGACGGAGGUGGGCAAGACCCUGGCGACAGAUGAGAACGGCCUAUCGUACGGGGCUUACGUACUCCAGCACCACCAAGAUGCCCUGAUGCGGGCGUGGACGCUGGUGCACGAGGCCGUCCUGGACCCCUCCUCCGAGCCGUUCGUGAAGGCUAAUGGCGAGGGUGCUUACAGUUACUAUGGAAAGAAGCCUGAGAUGAACGAGCUGAUGCUGAAGGCCAUGUCUGGAGUAUCUGUUCCGUUCAUGAAAGCGUUUCUGAAUAGCUACGAUGGGUUCCAGGGAGUGGGAACACUGGUUGAUGUGGGGGGAAGUGCAGGGGAUUGCUUGAGGAUGAUCAUGAGCAAGAAUCCAAGUAUUAAAAAAGGUGUCAACUUUGAUCUACCUGAGGUUGUUGAAAAAGCACCCAAAAUUCCUGGUGUAGAGCAUGUUGGUGGUGACCUGCUCAAGACCAUUCCAUCCGCUGUUGAUAUUUUCAUGAAGUGGAUACUAACAACAUGGACAGACGACGAAUGCAAGCAUAUCUUGAAGAACUGUCACGAUGCACUUCCACCGGGAGGUAAAGUCGUUGCUUGCGAGCCGGUGCUGCCCAACCACACAGACAACAGCCAUAGAAGUCGAGCCCUUCUUGAAGGAGACAUCUUUGUCAUGACGAUUUAUAGGUCUAAGGGGAAACACAGGACGGAAAUGGAGUAUCGGGAGCUAGGCAUUGCAGCGGGCUUCCGUUAUUUCAAGGCAAAAAUCUUACUCGAUCAAUUCUACACUGUCCUAGAGUUUCAAAAAUGAUUUAAAUCUUGUACUAUUUCUAUGUGCUAUAAUUUGAUGUCAGUCAUUUUACAUAGUUUUCGAAAUAAUUUGGGUCGGUUUUCUUCCCCGAUGUAACUAUGUUAAUUUUGGACUAUUGAGGUGCGUGUAACAUUUGUUCCAAAAAAAUGUUAAUUUUGGA